This is a messenger RNA of Effrenium voratum, 765 nucleotides long. The record is from the annotation of a GenBank genome assembly. NCBI's taxonomy places the organism in Eukaryota, Dinophyceae, Suessiales, Symbiodiniaceae.
AUGCGAAGGGAAGGGGAGCUCAGAACCAAGAUCCAAGAGGCAGUGACCCAGAUGGAGAGAUUCAAAACGAAAAAGUUGCUGGUGUACUAUGGAGGGCAUGACCAAGCACUGUCCGAAAUGCAAACAGUGAUUCGGGAUCGUGGCUUUGUGUUGGAAGACGAGAUUAUGCGUGCGGUGGAACUGAGGGGUCUGCAGCAUGUCUGCAUCAUUGUAAUCCUGGACACCUGCAGAGACGAGGCAUACGGAAGAUUCGAAUCAGAAGAAGUGCCGGGACCAGACGAAACAAAUCUCUAUGUGUUUGUGAACUUUUGCAAGUACGGUGAGACGCUGCCAGAUUCUGGCCUGGUGCCAGCAGCGCUAAUUUACUUGAUGCAGGCCCAGGCAAAGUGUUCAGUCCCGGAUUUCCCAAAUCGGCUGGACACGCUGCUCCACCACCUAACGGUUGGUCGGCUCAAAAUGGAACUGACGGAGCUGCGUGGAGUUCACGCGCUACACGAUAUGUUUCCACUUGAAUGCCUGCAGAAGGAGUUGCCGUGGGAGCGCGAGAAUGUGAAGGUACUGGAGGAGGCACAUGUCAUUGCCUUGCGGAAGUCCUUUUGCUUGUGGGGCUGCUUGGACCUUUUAGUUGACCAAGAGGUAAGCUUCAUAGUGGACGAAGCUGGAGAGCAGCCUGAAGAGGCUGACUUCAAUGAGAACUUCUAUGGAGAUCUACAGUGCAAGAUUGAACAGCUGCGGAGGAUAGGCAAAACCUUCCAUGACAGGUAG